AUGUUGCUCAGUAAAGCAACGGCUUAUCCUUUUUCCGCAAAAGAGUGUGCAUGCAUUUUUGCAGAGAAAGCUGCUGGGACAGAUGCAGGCUUUGGCGGUAGCGGGUUAUAUCCUGUAGGCGUGGUAACUCCGACACCAGGAUUAGAUUCACUGUUGCAACAAUUUGUGGCAAGUGCAGAAAAGGCAGGGAUAGAGUUUUCACCAAAAUGUAAGACUCUGAGUGUAGAUGAGCGACAACCGCUUACGUAUCUCGACGAGGCGGUGGGUACACUGUCGAAGACUCGUGGUUUGCAUAAUGAUGGAUCCGUAUAUCCCAGCUCAUCGAUAUUAUAUUCAGUCACGCCUUCUUCUCCUGACGGAGAAACGUGUAGUAUAUCGUUGAUGUGGAACAGCUCUUAUAACGACACUGCCGACUUAGUACAAAGUGACACCACAGAAGCAUUUUAUCUUGCCAGCAAAUUGAUCUCUAUUAUGACGUACAAUGCGAGUGAAGAUGUAGUUGCCAAUGGAAACACAUCUAUACAUUUUCCUCCAGAAGAGAUUAAUAUGAAGAGGAACGGCAUCUUCACUAGAGGAUUUACUAAACCAGUGUGCACGCACCUUGACACAACUACGAAUUCGUUUACUCAGGAAGGGUGUCAAACAGAUGCAAGUGUGCCAAGGAACGGUGUGUCCUGUAUUUGCAACACGGGGACAUCAUUUGCCUUACUGACAGACGUUACUAUAAUGUUGACUAAUCAACGAACACUUGUGAUUGUGCUUUGUGUUGGUAUAGCGGUAUCACUCCUCUGUCUCAUAUUCCUCUUUAUUGGAAGCUGUAUAUUUCAGAGACUGAAACAUCUUCCAGAAAGACACACAAUCCGAAGCCUGGCCAUGGCGUUGAUAUUUGCCAAUAUCGCUCUGCUAUGUGAUACAAUUGUUGAUUGGAAAUUUAUUAUAAAUUAUCCAAACCUCGUGACGUUGGUAGUCCACUUUUCUUUAUUAGCCGUCUGCAUGUGGCUGUUAAUACUGAUAUUCGAUUUCGUUAUCAAAACAAAUAUUCAGUCUUGUCGUUCGAACUCCAACACUUGCUUGUACCAGACUUUUGGAUGGGGAAUCCCAAUCUUGAUUGCUGGAUUGAGCGCUGGCUUGUUGUGGGACUACUAUACGGACGAAAUAUUCUGGCCAUGGCUAGAUCCUGAUGUUGUGUAUGUUCUGUCUCUUAUACACAUCUAG
Messenger RNA from Anneissia japonica, 1215 nucleotides. RefSeq names its product adhesion G-protein coupled receptor G6-like. NCBI's taxonomy places the organism in Eukaryota, Metazoa, Echinodermata, Crinoidea, Comatulida, Comatulidae. Gene Ontology annotation, cellular component: membrane. The record is from RefSeq and is a predicted model, not a curated record. The transcript is spliced from 12 exons. Gene Ontology annotation, molecular function: G protein-coupled receptor activity. Bases 1 to 1215 code for a protein of 404 amino acids. Gene Ontology annotation, biological process: cell surface receptor signaling pathway; adenylate cyclase-activating G protein-coupled receptor signaling pathway.